Messenger RNA from Symbiodinium pilosum, 363 nucleotides. Lineage: Eukaryota; Dinophyceae; Suessiales; Symbiodiniaceae. The record is from the annotation of a GenBank genome assembly.
GUAAUAUUGCCACCUCUGGGCCAAAGCCGCCCCUUUGAGGACGAUAUUCCGUCCCCUCGGUGGGAUUCCGUGUGCUCCUUCGCCACGCAGGCAAACUUCUUCAUUCAAAGCCUCCGCUGCACCGCCGCCGGGGUGACGAUCUGCUGCCAGCAGAUGGCAGAGGAUGCGUACGGCGUCUUUGAGAUGAUCAAGGAUGUUUGUGAAGGAUUGACUGGCAAGCCCGAUGCAGCCACGGAGGCGACCCAAGAGCAGAACAGUGGUUCAUCAACCUCAGCUUGCGCGAUUUCUGGCGGUGAUGUUGCUCCUUGCGAUGGUAAGGUUGACGGCAGACCGACCACGAGCAUCGACCGACAGCCAAGAUGA